Messenger RNA from Diabrotica virgifera virgifera (western corn rootworm), 3253 nucleotides. RefSeq lists its product as uncharacterized. The record is from RefSeq and is a predicted model, not a curated record. Lineage: Eukaryota; Metazoa; Arthropoda; Insecta; Coleoptera; Chrysomelidae. The transcript is spliced from 2 exons. Bases 1313 to 2803 code for a protein of 496 amino acids.
UGCAAUACCCCGUAUCUGACAAUUUUGAGAUUUUGAGAGUUUCAUUGCAUUAGGUUUGUUGGGUUGCCUAGCAUGUUGUGUCAGAACCCUGUAUCAUACAAAAAAUAAGAAAGCCUUGGAAAUUGCUUUUAUUUAAUAUCCCGUAUUGCUCGUCAGAAGACAUGCGCAUAAAAAUAUCCCGUAUCUGUCAGUUGUACAUUGCAUUCUUCUACAACCUACACGUGUGCGAGUUUAUUUAGCUGUUCAGUGAAUUAAUUAUAUUUCAAAGAUGCAGGCAACUCGAUCACACAGAAUUUUGUCUAUGGUUUUAAAUCGAAAAGAAAAUAAUAAUCAACAGCCUUCUAGCAGUACCAAGCAAGUUUCUGAAACUGCUGUAUUCACUGAGUUCAGUGAAGUCUAUAAAGUAAGCGCCACAGAUGGGACCCUAAUACCGAUAGAAGGAGAUUUUCGAGAUACUACUGAUUGGCACGAUACUGAAAAUAUCUCCAUUUUGCUGAGCAACGUUCAACAGCAAAUAUUUCAAGAUGAAGUCCUCGGUGAAGUCGCACAUGAGCAUCUUGUAGAAACUGAUGAAAGAACAGAAAACAUUAAUUCAAGUCCUGCAUAUUUAGAACAGAGAAAAAUUCAACAGCAAAUAUUUCAAAAUGAAGUCCUCUGUAAAGACACACAUGAGCACCUUGUAGAAACAGAUAAAGUAACAGAAAAUACUAAUCCAGAUACUUAUUUAAAGCAAACUCAUUUAUUGGAAAUAGGCAAUUUGCAUCUUAAUCCCGGUUCAAGCAUCACCUCUGAGGAAUCCAAUCAAAACUACGAUUAUAUCCUUGAAGAAGAUCCCGAUUUUUCAGAUAAAACUGCUAAUAAUAAAGAGAAAACAGACUGUGCGAGGAGCUGAGAUGAAGAUUCCAAUCAAAACGACGACGAUUAUAUCCUUGAAGAAGAUCCCGAUUUUUCAGAUAAAACUGCUAAUAAUGAAGAGAGAACAGACAGUGCGAGUAGCUCAGAUGAAGAUAUCAAUCAAAACGACGACGAUUAUAUCCUUGAAGAAGAUCCCGAUGUUUCAGAUAAAACUGCUAAUAAUGAAGAGAAAGCAGACAGUGCGAGGAGCUCAGAUGAAGAUAUCAAUCAAAACGACGACGAUUAUAUCCUUGAAGAAGAUCCCGAUUUUUCAGACAAAACUGCUAAUAAUGAAGGGAAAACAGACAGUGCGAGGAGCGCAGAUGAAGAUAAACUAAAUAAAGAAAUUAGAGUAAGACGCAGAAAGAGGAAGGCAGAUGUGGAAAACUGGAACAGGAGGGCAACAAAAUCUAGAAGAAUGCAUGGAGUGGAAUACGCUGGUUUCCAAAGAAAUAAGGAUCGUAAAAUAUCCUACGGAAUAAAGCGACCAGAGAGAAAGAUAAGAGACAGGUGUGUAUCUUUAGCAUGUACGAAGUCUACAAAGCAUUUCUGUGGGUCCUUCUCGGAGGAAGAGAGGAAUCUUAUGUUCCGUACCUUUUGGGGCAAAAUGGACUGGCAAGAAAAGAAGGCAUACAUAACAGGUAACAUCGAAUACACAAAAACAAAAAGGUCAUCGAAGGGAGAAGAACCAUCAAGAAGAAGUGGAACCUAUUGCUAUUAUUUAAGGAACAAAACUAAUGAAAAAAAGAGAGUCUGCAAGAAAAUGUUCUUGAAUACGUUCGAUUUAAAAGAAGACAUGGUUCAUGAUUGGUUCAAAAAGACAGAGUAUGGGCUUAUUUGUAUAAGAGAAGAAAACUCAAACACAAGUGCGGAUCAAAGAAGAUCAAAUAAUUUUAAUAAAGGAAAAAGAAAUUGUCUGGUUGAUUGGUUUAACAUGCUACCUAAGAUGGCCUCUCAUUAUUGUCGCAAGGACACAAAGAAAAAAUAUUUAGAGACAAUUUUUCAGACCAAUGCUCAAUUAUAUAGAGAGUAUUUAAAGCACUGUGAUAAUAACAGUCUGGAAAAAUUAUCGUAUGCUAUUUUUGACCAAAUAUUUUGCGACUUAAAUCUAAGUUUGUACCAGCCAAAAAAAGUCUGGUGUGAUACCUGUAGCGCAUUUGAAGUUAAGAAUAUCGACCAGUUUGCUUACGCAUCACACCUAGAUAGAAAAAAUCUAGCAAGGGAAGAGAAAGCCAAAGAUAAAGAAGAUGCCAUCAACCACAAAAAUUACACUUUUACAAUGGACCUUCAAGCUGUAAAAAGCUGCCCCGUCUUAAAAGCAAGUGCCAUAUAUUAUAAAAAGAAACUAACAGUUCACAACUUCACUAUGUAUAACUUAAAAAAUCAUGAAGCCUCUAAUUAUUGGUGGGAUGAAACAGAAGGAGAUCUGUGUGCAUCUACUUUUACUUCCAUCAUUAUUCACCAUAUUGAAGAAAACUGUAAUGACCGAAAAUUACCUGUUAUUCUCUGGUCUGAUGGGUGCUGUUACCAGAACAGAAACUCUACACUUUCCAACGCGCUUCUAAAUCUUUCUAUAAAAAGUGGUCAAAUUAUUAUUCAGAAAUAUCUUGAGAAAGGGCACACCCAGAUGGAGUGUGAUAGUGUGCAUCAUCUAAUAGAGAUGAAACUUAAAAAUCGUAAAAUUUUUCUUUCACACGAUUAUAUAACAUGUACUGAAGAAGCGCGGAUAAAACCAGCUCCGUUUAAAGCGCAGAUGCUUACUCAUACAUUUUUUAAAAACUAUUCAUCCUGCGAACUUGCGUAUAGAAGUAUUCGACCUGGAAAGAUGAAGAACGAUCCGACCGUCACAGAUCUCAGGGUAUUAAUGUAUGUACGAUCCAGAGAAAAAACAAAUUUUGUUCAAAACUAAUUUCAAAGACGAUUUUAAGCCAUUACCAGUACGGACUGUCAAUCCCAAAGGUCUAGAAAUGUCGUCGUACCCUAACUUACACAACCAAAGACUAAGUAUAAAGAGUGAUAAAUAUACUCAUUUGCAAGACCUUAAGGUACUUUUACCUACCGACUGCCACAUGUUUUACAACAAUUUACCCAAAGAUAACAAGAUUUAGGUAGACAUCUUAAAAGUUUUUAGUUUAGUUACUUGUUUUGAGAAAGUUAUUAAACCUAAUUUUCCUUUAAAGUUUUAGUUACAUAUUUUUUUACUGUUUUACUUUACAUUUAUGUUUGUAACAUUGUAACUUCUAAUAAACUUGUUUUGUACCAAUUUUUGUUUUGUUUUUACUACCUGUUAAAUUAAUACUAAAAUCCCGUAUCUAAAAUUUAUGUUACAACAUUUUUGACAAUACCCCGUAUCUACAGA